Messenger RNA from Babesia ovata, 2268 nucleotides. Its product is annotated as DNA-directed RNA polymerases and III subunit RPABC5. Lineage: Eukaryota; Apicomplexa; Aconoidasida; Piroplasmida; Babesiidae. Gene Ontology annotation, cellular component: RNA polymerase I complex; RNA polymerase II, core complex; RNA polymerase III complex. The transcript is spliced from 5 exons. Gene Ontology annotation, molecular function: DNA-directed RNA polymerase activity; DNA binding; zinc ion binding. Gene Ontology annotation, biological process: tRNA transcription by RNA polymerase III; transcription by RNA polymerase II; transcription by RNA polymerase I. The record is from RefSeq and is a predicted model, not a curated record. The coding region runs from base 1 to 2268 and encodes 755 amino acids.
AUGAUCGUCCCGAUUCGCUGCUUCACCUGCGGCAAGGUGAUAGGGCACCUCUGGGAGCGGUGGCUGGAUAUGCUGAAGAUGAACGUUAGCGAGGGAGAUGCCUUGGACCGCUUGGAUUUGACGCGCUACUGCUGCCGCCGCAUGAUUCUCACGCACGUGGACCUCAUUGAGAAGCUCCUGGUCUACAACAAUCGGUGUGCUGUUUUUGGGUGUGAUGGCGACCAUCGCCUCUGCCGCGUUGGAAGCGUGGUGGAGCCUGACUUCCGGAAAGUCGUCCAGGUCCAAGUCCUUGAUCAGGACGUCGACCUCGUUUUGGCCGUUGGUGAAAACGACGGCGUCCAGCUUGAGGCCUCCAGACAGCAUCCACGGCACAUAGUACGAGAUGGUGUCGUUGUUCUCGGCGAUUUCCACCAAGUCGUCCCUGGUUCCCUUGAAGCUGAUGUUGAUUUCGAGCGGCUUCUUCGGGACCUCGGUGACAGAGCGGGUCUCGAGAACCCUGCAGAGAUUGGUACCGCCGUCCGGGAUGAGGAGCCUUCCGUCGUACCUGACGUCUCCGAUCCUGUAGUUGACGGCGAACUCGGGUCUGAUACGGUAGUAACUGUUGUUGCCAUCCUGGACCCUAACGACCUGUUCGGCAGCCUUCGCUUCGGGGGCCAAGUCGACCGCGACAGGCUUGCUUCUCAUGCGCACGAAGGUGAUCUCACCAUCCGCCACCCUGCUGCGGAAGGCCUCCACGACGCUGUCGCCCUCCUCGGUGAACGACCUUACCACGAUGUAGGACAUGAAGUACUCUUCUGCGACGUAGACCUCCCUCAUCUUGAAGUACCUGUUGUAGGGCACAAGGGUGGUGUCACCGAAGGUGACGGCACCCAUGGUGAUGUUGUAGAGGUCCUUGCACACGUAGAGCUUGACGAACCUACCGAGCCUGUCCUUGCAGAACACAUCUGGCAACAUGUUAGUAAACACGUCCAUUAUGCUGAGCGAACGCGGCUCCUUGUGCCUUUCGACGAACAGCAUGGUUUCAUCCCCGAGGAAACCCUGUUUGAGCACGUACUUGCUGUAGAACCUGACGCUUUCGUUCAUCUGCUGGGUGACGAGCAGCUCGUUGAAGUCGUACAGGAACUCUGUCGAAAGCGCGUUGCUUUGGUUCGGCGCGACGAUGUUGUUCUUGUACUUGAUGGAUCCUAUCUUCAUGUUCGGCAGGGCGGCCGUGACAUGGAACUUGCCCUUCUCCAAACGCGUUACCCUGAAGUUGGGGUCGUUAGCGUUCAGUUGCGUGAGCUCGAAUUGCACGGGCUUGGGCCUGUGGAGCCAUACGCCAUCCUUGUUGGUGACGUAGGUGACAUUGGUGGGGUCAUCCAAAAAGCUCUUUCCAACGAGCGUCUUGUUCAUGUAAGUGACAGCACCGAUGGUGUACAGGAGGUUGUUAGGCGCAGGUAUCGUGUACACCUUGCCGUUUCUGUCCGUAGUGACCUGGAUGCGCUCAUCUAUGUUGGUGGCCGUCAGCUCCAAGUUGAUGACCUCCGGCUUGUAAGGCGUGUAGUUACGCCCGUCCGGCGAGCGGUAGAGCUCGGCUUCGAAGAGCCCGUUCAGGAGCCUGGCGUACACGGUGAGGUAGUGGGUGCUCCCCACGACUUGCAUUUUCAUCUGCACACAACGGGCCUUGUUGCCCAUGUAAAUGACGCCCUUCUGGUCGAGAACGUCCACAACCCUGUAGUCGGGGUCACUACAACCGUCGAAGAAGAUGCAGUUUUCGCCACAGGUCGACAGGAUUUGGCAAUACUCCGUCCUGUAGUCUUUAGACAGGUCGAUGUACAAGGAAUCGUUGUCCAGGGUGCGGUACAUGCAGUCUUUCCAGGCGACGGGCAGGAAAGACGUCUUGAAGCUGUUUCCCACGUUCGGCGUGGUAAAUACAUUCCACUUGUUGUUGUUGAACUCCGCGUACCUGAAGAAGAUCUCGUCAUCAUGCUCGAGCAGCACUUUGUCGCCGCAUCUGAUGGAUCCCAUGCGCCUUCCAGGUUUGGGCAGGAAUCGAGCCAUAGUGUUAUCAGUGCGCAACGCUUCGUGCACGAACCCGUCGAAGUUCUUCGAGCAUAUGUCCAAAUCAUCAAAUUCUUCCGCGUAAUCCUCGUACGCGCCACUGGAGGUUUUUACAAGCCUCUGUCUGUUGGGAAUACCGAGGAAGAUGGUCUCAACUUCCACAACGUACACGAAACCGUCCUUUUCAAUGAAGGGCUCCACGAUAUUCGGUCCAUAUUCCGAUUCUAG